AUGUCGGCUCCAUUGCUCUCUCCGUUGCCCCUGCCGCAGGGGGUCUCUUCGAGACAGAUUGAUUCCCGCCCGAACGGCCUCUCGUUCCAUAUCAUCGAAGCGGGUUAUACUGCUGACAGAGAACGGCCCUUAAUAGUGCUUCUACACGGCUUUCCAGAGCUCGCAUUUUCAUGGCGGAAAGUGAUGCCGUUGCUCGCCAGCCAGGGCUACUACAUCGUUGCUCCCGAUCAACGUGGUUAUGGCCGUACAACAGGCUGGGAUAACCGAGAUUUCGCAAAUGUUGACUUGAACGAAUUUUCAAUGACAAACCUGGUCCGCGAUGUUAUUGUCCUUGUUCACGCCCUAGGGUAUCGAGACGUCAAGUGCUUGGUGGGCCACGACUUUGGCGCAGUAGCGGCUGCGUUCUGCGCUUUGGCUAGACCUGAUUUUUUCAAAAGCGUUGUUUUGAUGGGCCAUCCGUUCAAAAAGGUCCCAAGUCUACCAACUCUCAAUACUAUUACUGCGCAAGCCAUAGGAACACCCGAGAGCGGACUGCCACCCGCUGCUUCAAACACUAGUAUCCAUACGGAUCUCGCAUCGCUGGGUCGUAAGCAUUACAAAUGGUACUAUUCAACCCAACCAGUAAGCUCAGAAAUGACAAACCCACCCAAUGGACUCCACGAGUUCCUCAGGGGAUAUUUUCAUCUUAAAGGCGCCUCUUGGUCGAAGAAUACUCCCCACCCACUCGCAUCUUGGACUGCUUCCGAACUCACAAAACUUCCAUAUUACUACGUCAUGCCGCUAAACGCUACUAUGCCAGAGGCAAUAGCAGCAGACAUGGCGCAGGAGGAUCCUUCUGCCAUCCAGGAUUCCCAAUCCUGGCUGCCAGACAGCGACCUUGAAGUUUACGUAUCGGAAUUCCGUCGGAACAGUUUCCAGGGAGCGCUUAACUGGUACCGGGUGUUCACUAACUCAGAUCCCACGGCGGCCUGCAAACGCGAUAUUGACAUCUUCGCUGGGAAGCGGAUGGAAUGCCCCAUGGCAUAUAUAUCCGGCAGUCAGGACUGGGGAACGUAUCAAGUGCCUGGUGCUCUGGAGGCGAUGGUGACCAAGGAGGUUUGCGCUGAUUUUCGCGGUUUGAAGUUUGUAGAUGGUGCGGGACACUGGGUCCAACAGGAGAAGCCAGAGCAGGUGACCAGUGGCAUCUUGGAGCUGAUACGCUCCUUGGAGUGA
This is a messenger RNA of Histoplasma capsulatum G186AR, 1212 nucleotides long. Its product is annotated as epoxide hydrolase. Lineage: Eukaryota; Fungi; Ascomycota; Eurotiomycetes; Onygenales; Ajellomycetaceae. The record is from RefSeq and is a predicted model, not a curated record. The transcript has a single exon. Gene Ontology annotation, molecular function: hydrolase activity. The coding region runs from base 1 to 1212 and encodes 403 amino acids.